This is a messenger RNA of Plasmodium fragile, 1956 nucleotides long. RefSeq lists its product as uncharacterized. The transcript has a single exon. The coding region runs from base 1 to 1956 and encodes 651 amino acids. Lineage: Eukaryota; Apicomplexa; Aconoidasida; Haemosporida; Plasmodiidae. The record is from RefSeq and is a predicted model, not a curated record.
AUGGGGUUCAUAAAGGCGGAGGAGUUCAUAAACCACUACAUGCGCGUGAACAGAGAAAUCAAGGAGCUGUCGAGCCGCAAAAACGAGGAGUUCAAGUUCAACAUAUUUAUCUUCUACUAUAACGACAUAGAUUCCAUUUGCACGGAACACAUUUUACACUUUCACAAAAAUGUGAAGAGGGACAUAAAUAUAUUCAGUUAUGGAAUUGAGAAGAAGGAAGACUUGAUUAAUUUCUUCAAAAAGUAUGAAGAUGUGUACUCGAAGAAUCCCGACUACUACCGAGACUACUUCUAUGAGGUGAUACUCAUUGGCAUGUGUUCUCAUAUGAACACAGAUGGGGAUGUGUAUACCCUGGUUGAAAAUUUUUUUACAAAUAUUAUGAACAAGAACUAUGUAGGGUACUUGAAAUUUUUCGUUAUUGAUAAUAGGAGACCCUACCAUGAGAUAUUUGAAACGAGUGACAAGUGGGACUUGGUGCUGAGCGAAGGAGAGAUGAUGGACGUCAUGGCCAUAUAUAAUAGUGCUUCUACGGGCAAGGGCAACGCUAGCGGGGUGGAAGCAACAGGUGAGGAAAGUAAUGACGCUACCAAUGCCAAAGUAGGAAAAGGAAAAAAAAACGCUCAACAGAAGCUGCAUAACUACUAUAACAUUGUUAAGGAAGAAAACAAAUGCAUGUGCUUAAUGAUUUACCCAUUUAUUCAAUGCGUGAGUGAAGACGACUCCUCCGCAAUAAUAUUCAUCUCGAGCGUAUCCCUAAUUUCCUAUUUGAAAACGGACGCAGUAACAUAUGAUUAUUACAACAAGGAGAUAAAAAAUUUACAUAACGAUUCAAUGAAUAUAUCCAAUGGGCACUUUAUCUCAUUCGAUCGUGAGCGAGGACUGCUACCCAUGUUGUCCUUCAUGUCUUUAAAUGAGUCAUUAGAGAUUGAUGAACGCAUAUACAUAUAUGAUCACAAGAAUGUUAAGAACACAUUUAACAAAAUUAGAACCAUGUGUCAUAUUGAAAUAAAAGAGUUCACAGGAAACUUCAGGCAAUUAGAUUUAAAAAAACAAAAUGAAAUCCUCAUUAAGCUAAAGGCUUUUAUAAAAAUCAUCAAACCAAUGAAUAGUCUCGCAUGGAAACGAAGAACAUACGUUCUCUACAACAGUGACAGUUUUUAUUUCUUGGUUGUGCUUAUCUACAUCUACAUUAACAGAAUCAAAAAAAUGGAUUCAUACUUGUAUAAUUGCCUCAAGACAUCUGAUUUUCUCUUCAAUAUUUUUAAAGACAGACUGAAGCAGUCAGAAAUAUACGACAAGCUUAUUGAGAAACAUUUACACAAAAACGCAGCUAGCUAUUUAAGUGUUCUAAUUAAAAAAAUAAUGGAGAGUAAUAAAAAAAGUAUUAACAUUACAUCUAAAUUAAAAAUUUUUUUGGACAUUUUUCAGACAGCUAAAAAUUCUUACACUCAUCCAUUUGAGUUGAAAUUUCUUUCAAAUAUGUUUUCCUCAUUUCAAUCCUACUGCAAUGAUAAGUACAAGACGUACCACCUGGUUGUUUGUCACAUUAAUGAUUCAGAUGAUACUCUUCUGUAUGGGUUUACUCCUCUGAACAAAAGGGAUUACUGGCCUUCCGUUUUUUGUAAAAUGGCCUACAACAACUCGGAGCAAAUUACCUAUGACACCGUGGCGGACGUGAACACUCUGCGCAUUCGCAAAAAUGAUUUUAAGUUCAUCCUCAGCGAGAUAAAGGACGUCUUCCGGAGUGUCCUGCGCUACCAGCACAGGCAGGACCUCGACGCGUCCGACAGCACCGACGCGGAGGAGGAAGAGGAGGAGAUGGAGAUGGAGAUAGACGAAGAGGUGGACGAAAAUGCGAUGGAAGAAGAAGAGGAAGCAGUGGAGGACAAUGCGGUGGAGGAAGAGGACGAGGCGAUGGAAGAGGUGUUCGGUGCAGACGAAACGGAGCAGGGAUGA